Messenger RNA from Ostreococcus tauri, 3570 nucleotides. RefSeq names its product Metalloenzyme, LuxS/M16 peptidase-like. The transcript has a single exon. NCBI's taxonomy places the organism in Eukaryota, Viridiplantae, Chlorophyta, Mamiellophyceae, Mamiellales, Bathycoccaceae. Bases 1 to 3570 code for a protein of 1189 amino acids. The record is from RefSeq and is a predicted model, not a curated record. Gene Ontology annotation, molecular function: metal ion binding.
AUGGCGAAUGCUAUCGCGUCCACCGUGGGCGUUCGGGAGCGACGGCCUUGGACGCCAUCGAACGGGCGACGCGAGGGGUGGAAUCGCGCGGGCGACGGGAGGGGUGGGCGUCGCGCGACGAGGACGCGGACGCGGACGACGACGGGCGCGCGAUCGGUGGAGACGCGUCGACGAGGGGUGGGAUCGGUGCGAGGACGAUGCGUCGCGGCGUCGGCGGCGAACGGGGGGGAGCGAGGGGCGUACGUCGAGACGCAGGCGGGGCGGUGGGACCGCGCGUUGGAGGCGCUGGCGACCGAGGUGGAUCCGAGCGAGGCGAUCGCUUUGCUCGAUCGACCGCUCCCGUCGCACGAGGAGAUCCGACGGGGGACGUUGGAGAAUGGGUUGAAGUACGUGAUUUUACCCAACAAGGUGCCGGAGGGACGAUUUGAGGCGCACCUGGAGAUGCACGUGGGGGCGGUGGAUGAGCGCGAGGACGAGCAAGGCUUGGCGCACCUCGUGGAGCAUGUCACGUUUCUGGGUUCGCGUAAGCGCGAUCAGUGGCUGGGAAGCGGGACGAGAGGUAACGCGUACACUGAUUUCCACCACACCGUGUUCCACAUCCACGCGCCGACGACGAACAAGGAUGGGCACUACAUGCCUCCAAACGUCUUGGAUAUUCUGAAUGACGUCGCGUUCACGCCACAGUUAUUGGAAACGCGCGUGGCCAAGGAGAAGAAGGCGGUGCUCGCGGAGGCGCAAAUGAUGAAUACGAUCGAGUAUCGCGUGGACUGUCAGCUUCUCGAGCAUUUGCACUGGGAUAAUCUUCUCGGGACGCGGUUCCCCAUCGGUAAGCUCGAUCAGGUCGAAGCGUGGCCCGCGCAAGCGGUGAAAGAUUUCCACGCACGGUGGUACUUUCCGGCCAACGCGACGCUUUACGUCGUGGGUGACUUCGAUGCUACUGUGGAUGAGGUGGAGGAGAUGAUCGCCACCGCGUUUGGGGAAGCCGCCCCGGCCGAGGGAGCGGAGGAAGUUGGCUCUCCCCUGGAGCGUCAUCGCGUUCGGCCGCCCGUGAAGCACGCUUACGGUGCGCCCUCUUACGAGCUCGAAGAGAUCAAGCGAAUGAACGAAGAAGCCAAGGCAAAAGCCUUGGAAGAUCCUUUCAUGCCGUUCGUCGCGGAUGAGGGCAAGGUUUCGAUGUUUCAACACGAGCACUUGUCCAACGCGAGCUUUAACAUUUUCUCAAAGUUGGAAAUCAAGCCGCUUAAGCGCAUGGGAGAUUUGUACAGGACGAUCCUUCAGCGCAUCGUGUUGUUGGUGUUACAAAGCCGCAUUCAAGCGCGUUAUGCGGAGACAAAUGCGGAUUACAAGCGCGUCGAACUGGACCACUCUGACUCUGCGCGCGAGGGGUGCUGCGUCAGCACGGUCACCGUGACAUGCGAACCUCGCGAGUACGAGUUCGCCCUGCAAGUCGCCGUGGAGGAGGCUCGGCGUUUGCAAAAGUUCGGUUUGACUCCGAGUGAGCUCGACCGUUUCAAGGCUGCCAUGCUUCGUGAUUCAGAACAGCUCGCGCAGCAAGCCGGGAGCGUGCCGAGCCUGGAAAACCUCGACUUCAUCAUGGAGCAGGACGCGUGCGGCCAUGUCGUCAUGGACCAAGUCGCCGGACACGAAGCCAUGGUGGACAUGGCAGAUUUACUCACCCUCGAUGCGUGUAACGGUAUGUGCGAUGAGCUUUUGGGCUUCAUCGGCGAAUACGGCAAGGCACACAACCGCUCGAAGAACAGCGGCAUGUGCACGGCCAUCGUCGCAUGCGUCCCGGCCACGAUGACCGACGCCAAGGGCGAGACCGUGCCCUUCGAUAUUACUCCCGAGCGCAUCGAACAAGUUCUCGCCGCUGACUACGGCGAGAUCACGGAGCCCGAGGACAUUUACGUCCCGGAAGUGUUGGUCUCCGAUGAAGAGGUUGACACGCUCUUCGCCAAUAUGUCGCCAGAGUUUGUCGAGGCAACCUAUCACGAGCCAACGGGAGUGUACCAACGCACGUUGAGUAAUGGGAUCAGAGUGAACUACAAGGUUCUCGAUGCCGAGCCCGGAAGUGCGUUCCUUCGUCUCGUCGUCCCUGGGGGCCGAUCGUUGGAGAGCCCAGAAAUAGGUCCCGGCGGCAUCGGUGCCUCGGCGGUUGGUCUUCGAACGGUUCAAGAAGCCGGAGACGUCGGAAGUUGGAGCCGCAAACAAAUUGAAUUGUUGACCAUGCAACAUUUGCUAGUGUACGACGUCGAGCCCGAGGUCGAAUAUCUGUUCAUGGACUCUGCGUUUGCAACGGAUGGUGGCUUGAGGACUAUUCUCGAGAUAAUCCAUCUCACUCUCACCAAGCCAAACUGGGACGAGCAAGCGCUCGAGCGAGUCAAGGACAUUUAUCGCAUGUUCCAAAUCAAUACGAACAAGAACAUUGAACUCCUGACUCACGAAACCAUCAACGCGGUGAUUUACAAUGAUCGACGCAUCAUGGAUCCGAACAAGGAGGCGCUCGCGGCGCUGACGCUCGAUGGAGUGCGAGAGAUUAUCGAGAAGCAGUUUGCCAGCGGGGCGUUGGAGCUCAACAUCGUCGGAGACAUCAUUCCGGAAGAAGUAGACGAUCUGGUUCUCGCUUUCAUGGGUUCAAUCAAGACGAAACCGUCGCCACCGUCGCUCGUGGCCCCGCUGAAGUUGAAGGAUGUGCCGGCGGAUGAUCCCAUCCGCGCGCAGCGACUUUGGUUGAGAGACAGCGAUGAGCGCGCAUGCGCCGUUGCUGCCGGUCCGGGACCGUCCAUGUGGGAACCGAUGACGAAGUUGUUCAACGAAAUCCCUAGCUUUAUCAACGUGGAGUCGUACACGCCUGAACAGAUUGCCGCUUUGAAGGAUCCGGUGAACGAGGUUGCCGCGGCGAAGGGCAACCCAUUCGCGCGUCAAUCCGUGCGACGAGCCAAUCCGCUGGCGACUUAUUGCGCGGGCAUGAUGCUCGCUGAAGUUGUGGGUGGUAGGCUGUUCACCACGGUUAGAGACGCGUUGGGUCUGACGUAUGACUGCAACUUUACGAUGUCGUUCGGCUUGCAGAAUAACGACGCUACGACGUACAGGUUGUUGGUGACGUCAACGCCGGAAAAGAUCGAUGACGCGCUUCAGGCCGGCGUCCGUGUGAUGCGAGGAUUCAAGACGCAGCGCGUGAGCCAGCGCGAGGUCGAUCGCGCGCGCUUGACCUUGUUGAGUCGACACGAGAUGGACCUCAAAACGAACAACUACUGGGCUGAUCUCAUGCAGUGCACAAACACCCCGGACCUGGCGCCGAAGAAGAAGAUCCAGUGCAUCGCGGACUUGCCGCUAAUGUACGACGCGAUGACCGUGGAAGAUCUUCAACAGGUGUACGAUCGCCUGGGCCUGGGCGAGGGCGAGAUGUUCACCAGCGUCACCAUCGCCGGCAAGGAGGAGCCGCCGCCAUACCUGUCGCCCAAGGAUGUUGACGCUGCCGCAUUAGCCGCGCAAACCUUGACCGCGGCGCUCGGCGGAUUGAACAUCGCCGAGGCGAUUAAAAAGCUCAAAGAGCAAUCCAACACGUAA